This is a messenger RNA of Fusarium coffeatum, 1392 nucleotides long. RefSeq lists its product as uncharacterized. Gene Ontology annotation, biological process: mRNA splicing, via spliceosome. Gene Ontology annotation, molecular function: pre-mRNA 3'-splice site binding. Bases 1 to 1392 code for a protein of 463 amino acids. The record is from RefSeq and is a predicted model, not a curated record. Gene Ontology annotation, cellular component: spliceosomal complex. The transcript has a single exon. Lineage: Eukaryota; Fungi; Ascomycota; Sordariomycetes; Hypocreales; Nectriaceae.
AUGCCUGCUCCCCCUCCAAAACCGCCCCCUUCAGGCGCCGGCGCAGGUGCUGCGUCAAAGGAAGAGAACAUCUACAUCCCAUCCUUUAUCAGUAAGCGACCUUUCUAUGCCGGCGAAGAAGGCGACGACACCGACUAUCUCAAGCAUCAGCGCCGCGAAGAGAAAGAUGAGAAAUCACAAUGGUAUGACCGCGGCAGGAAGGCGGGCCCAGCGGCUACAAAGUAUCGGAAGGGCGCUUGUGAGAACUGCGGCGCCAUGACGCAUAAGAAGAAAGAUUGCCUAAGUCGGCCGCGCGCAAAAGGCGCUAAGUGGACAGGAAGGGAUAUCCAGGCCGACGAAGUGAUUCAGGAUGUCAAAAUGGGAUGGGACGCCAAGCGCGAUCGUUGGAAUGGCUACGAUGCGAAGGAAUAUCGCAACGUAGUGGACGAGUUCAACCAAAUGGAGGAGCUGCGCAAACAAGCCACGAAAGGAGAAAAUGGCGAUGAAGAGGCGGACGAGGGCGACAAGUACGCCGAGGAGAAUGACAUGAGCAAGCACCAGAGCACAGCAACUCGACAGUUGCGAAUUCGAGAAGAUACAGCCAAAUAUCUUUUGAACCUUGAUCUGGAAUCUGCGAAAUACGACCCCAAGACACGAUCGUUGGUGGAUGCUGGUGCAACCGCAGAUAAGGCGGCCGAUGUCUUUGCGGAAGAGGGAUUCAUGCGGUCGUCUGGCGAUGCUGGUGCUUUUGAGAAUGCUCAACGUUAUGCAUGGGAAGCCCAAGAGAAGUCAGGAGACACGAGCCAACACUUGCAAGCCAAUCCAACGGCAGGUGAGUUCUACCGCAAGAAGGAGAGAGAAGAGGCCGAGGCAAAGCGUGCGGAACGAGAGAAGCUGCUCUUGGACAAAUAUGGGGGAGACCAAAAGGCAAUGCCAGCUGCUUUGCGCAACAUGACUGUGACUGAAUCCGAAACAUUCGUCGAGUACGAUGAGGCUGGCUUAAUCAAGGGCGCGCCCAAGAAGGAGGCCAAGUCCAAGUAUGCCGAGGAUGUUCUCAUCAACAACCAUACUUCCGUAUGGGGCAGCUGGUGGUCCAACUUCAAAUGGGGGUACGCUUGUUGUCACUCAUUUAUCAAGAACAGCUACUGCACUGGAGAUGAUGGCAAGACAGCAUGGGAGGCAGCCGAGCGUCAACGCACUGGCGCCAAUCUGAUUGAGGAUAAGGAAGAAGAUCCCGAGGAUACCACGAAAGAGGAUGAGGAGAAGAACAAAGAAGAGCAACCGCAUAAGCGUACAAGAGAGGAAAUGAUGAACGGGGUCACGGAGGAGGAGAUGGAAGAGUUUAGGAAGAAGAGACGAGCAACGGAUGAUCCCAUGGCAAAGAUGUUGGGCAGGGAUGAACUUUUAUCAUAG